Messenger RNA from Salvia miltiorrhiza (redroot sage), 1706 nucleotides. Its product is annotated as probable serine/threonine-protein kinase PBL5. Gene Ontology annotation, biological process: protein phosphorylation. The transcript has 5 exons. Gene Ontology annotation, molecular function: protein kinase activity; ATP binding. The record is from RefSeq and is a predicted model, not a curated record. NCBI's taxonomy places the organism in Eukaryota, Viridiplantae, Streptophyta, Magnoliopsida, Lamiales, Lamiaceae. The coding region runs from base 214 to 1407 and encodes 397 amino acids.
UAUUUGAAGUAGAAAUCUGCAUAGAACAGAGCAAAAUUUUCCUCUUUUCUCUCUCUCUUCUUUCUCUUUCUGCAAACCUUUCUUCUAUUUUGUAAUUAUUUUUCUUUCCCUGUUCUCCGUUAUUUGCAGCUGAGAAAUAAAAGAAAUAUAUAUAUUUAGAGAGAGGGGAGAAAGAGGGAGGAGAGAGAGAGAGGGAGGAGGAGGAAGCUAGGCAUGGGGUGUUUCUCGUGCGCAGGUGAUUCCUCUGCUCACAAGAAACAACAUAAAAAGAAAAAGAUGGCCCUCGACAAUAAACGAAGAGAUGAUGGUCAUGCACGAACCCCAUCGGACCACUCGCAGGCGAGCUCAUAUAGGUCUACGAAAGAGCCUAAACUAGUGUCUCAAUCCACAAAUUCUAGCUUGAGUUCUACCUGUGGUUCGGAAAGUGAAGCCUUCCAAGCGAGGAAAUUCGCCCUAGCUGAGUUAGUUGCUGCAACGGAGAAUUUCAAGGAUGGAAAUUUUAUCGGUGAAGGAGGAUUUGGACAAGUUUACAAAGGUCGUUUACCGGAUGGUGAGAUUGUGGCCAUCAAGCAACUAGAUCGCAACGGCUCUCAAGGAAUUAGGGAAUUCGUGGCUGAAGUCUUAACAUUAAGUAAUGCAGAGCACCCUAAUCUUGUCAAAUUAAUAGGCUAUUGUGCUGAGGGAGAUCAGAGGUUGUUAGUCUAUGAAUAUAUGCCACUAGGUUCUUUGGAGGACCUUUUACAUGACAUUUACCCCGGCAGCAAGGUCCUCGACUGGAAUGCUAGGAUGAAGAUGGCAUCUGGGGCAGCAGAAGGGUUGGAGUAUUUGCAUACCAAGAUGUCACCACCAAUAAUAUACCGUGAUUUGAAGUGUUCCAACAUCUUGCUUGGGGAGGGAUAUCAUCCCAAACUAUCCGAUUUUGGUUUAGCCAAAGAGGGGCCGUGUGGAGACGAAACUCAUGUUUCCACCAGAGUGAUGGGCACGUACGGAUACUGUGCUCCUGAUUAUGCCAUGACUGGCCAACUCAACUUCAAGUCGGAUAUCUAUAGCUUCGGUGUAGUCCUUUUGGAGAUCUUGACGGGUAGGAGAGCUAUCGACUACACAAGAUCCGGCCCCGAGCAAAAUCUAGUUGAUUGGGCACGGCCGCUGUUCAAAGACCGUAAGAAGUUCCACGAAAUGGCUGAUCCGGCUCUGGAGGGACGGUAUCCGGUGAGGGGGCUGUACCAAGCCCUAGCCAUUGCUGCAAUGUGCAUUCAAGAGCAGCCCAACAUAAGGCCGCAGAUUGGUGACAUCGUCAAGGCUCUCAAGUACCUUGCUUCACAGCCUUACGAUCAGUGCAACGCCAGCCCUUCUUCGAGAAGGAAGAAAUCUGUCGCCGGAUACGAGCAUGAAGAGAUCACCAAGUGAACUCUAGGUGUGAGUUAGAGCUUGCUCAUCCUCCUAUGCAGCAUCCAUUGUAGAGUCGGCUUGCAGCAAUAGCAAUGGUGAAGGACUCAUUUGCUUUUCUAUUUUGUUUUCUUCUUUUCUUUUUUUGGUUUUGGUUUUGGUUUUGGCUUUGUAUGUGUAGGUCUCCUUGAUCAUCUCAGAAAUGAGUGUGGAAGUAAUGUUUUUCUUGAGAUGAAGUAAGAAAGUAAUGUUUCUCUUGAGAUCUCAAGUAAGAGAGUAAUGUGGUUGAAUGUGCAUCAAAUCUCUAGUUUCUUUUCUUC